Messenger RNA from Caenorhabditis angaria, 3225 nucleotides. NCBI's taxonomy places the organism in Eukaryota, Metazoa, Nematoda, Chromadorea, Rhabditida, Rhabditidae. The record is from the annotation of a GenBank genome assembly.
AUGGCAAAGUCAAAUGGAAAGACCGAUGCUAAACAACAAGUGAAACAAGAUCCGGAGACUGUGGAGAAAGAGUUGGAAGAAGUUGGAAUCGUCAGGGCACCGGAUGGUAAAUUUUUUUGAAGAAAAAAUUAUAAAUAUUGUUAAAAAUUUGGUAGCAAAAAUUGAUGAUUGGUAUGUUCUGAUUAUUAGAAACAAUCGGAAUUGAUAACCAAAAAAUGUGUUUGACUGAUUUUUUUGUGGAAUAGGGAAUCAAAAGUUCAAAAAAAAAGUAUUAUAAAUAUGAAAAUCGUAAACCAAAAAAAACUCAAAAACAGCAAAAGACUUUUUAAUCCUGUAAAAAAUAUGUGAGAGAAUUUUGAAGACAAUUCUAAAUUUUUUGAAUUUUUCAUAGUUUUUUCUCACAUUCAGGAUCAGCUUUUUAAUUUUUUUCGAGAUUUCAAAACUGAAAUUUUCAAAUUUCAGUUUCAAGAAAUAUUUAAUGGGACAGUUUGUUCAAAAUUUUUCCUCUCAAAAAAGUACUUUUUAUUUAUCUACAUUCACUCGAAUGAACAAUUUAUUAUUAAUUAUAUUUCCUAGUUCUAUAUAGAAAUAUAUAUUUAUAGAAAAUCGAAUUUAGAGAAGAAUCUCAUGGCAAAUGACUUUCAAGAACUUCAUUUCAAUAUUUGAUAAUAAAACAAGAAGUAUUACAUUUCUCUAGACAUUAUACAAAAUUAACUAACUAUUAUAACAACUUUCAAGUAAAUGGGAGAACCCGAAACAAUUCUAAAUUUAUAGGUGGAUAUGGUUGGAUUAUCGUGAUCUCCUCUUUCCUUCUCAACAUGAUUGUUGAUGGUGUAAUUUUCACUGUCGGUAAAAUCUUGAUUCCCGCUUGGACCAAAUCAUUCAACGUGUCAAGCACAUCAGCUUCGCUCACUAUGUCAAUUCUCUCUGGUUUUUAUUUCUUUGUCGGUAAGUUGAAAAAAAACAUUCAAUAAAAUAAUCACAGAAUAUGUGUAUGAAAAAUGAAAUUGUUCUCAGGACCUUUUGCUUCGGCACUUUGCAAUGUUUUUGGUUGUCGAGCUGUCGCAAUCGCUGGUUCGAUCAUUGCCGCUUUUGGAUUUUUGAUCUCUGUUCACGCGCCAAAUAUCUAUGUUAUGUAUAUCAGUUUUGGACUCAUUGGAGGUGCUGGUUUUGGAAUGAUGUAUCUUCCAGCUAUUGUCAUUAUUUCACAAUAUUUUGCAACAAAAAGAUCUCUUGCUACUGGAAUCGCUGUUUGUGGAUCCGGAAUUGGAACUACUGUUUUUGCAUUGUUGAACGAUGUAGUUUUCUAUCACGUUAAUGAAGAGUGGAGCAAGUUUUUGCUUUAUACAUCGGCUGUCACUAUAUCUGGAUUGUUUGCCGCAUUGCUUUUAAGACCUUUGAGAGCUUCUCAAUCACAAAUUGAGAAGGUUGCCCAAAUUGUUGAAGAAUAUGAGGUACAAAAGGAAAAAUCACCCGAUUCUCCAGUUUUGAGCUUGAGUGCUCAUAAGUACAAUACACCAUUUUUGUCAUCUUUGGAAUUGCAUACUGCAGGAAAACAAAAUAAUGUGAGUUUGUGGGGAUAUUUCUCAACUUGAAAUUAUUGUGAUCCAAAAAUUGACUAAAAGAAAAAAAAAUAUGGUUUCUGUGUAUUUUAGAAGUAAUAGAAUAUCAAAAAUUUGUGAAAAACGAUGUAUACACAGUUAAAAACAGAAAAAAAUAAUAACUUGACAACCGAGGCAGGUGAGAAGAGAAAACGCGCUCUAUGGAUAAUUUUUAUACAACAUUGUCUCAAUAUACCUUCAUUUUUUUUCCAAAUUUUUAUUUAUUAAAUUCUGACACACAAAAUCAACAUCCCGAAAAUUUUCAGAACAUCAAUGGAUCAGUCAAAAGCAUUAUUGACGCCGUUGCAAAAGACGUCGAAGAACUCAAUAGACCUCUCUCACGAAUGGAUAUUUUCUACAGCGGUUCAACAACUAAUUUGCACGUUAGAAGUAGAGCCAAUACAAGUGAGAAUACUUUUUAUUUCUGAAAAUAAAUUCGACAAUACUUUUCAGUGAAUCGCGAAGAAGUUGUCGAAAACUUGAAACAUGCUCGUGAUUUGGCUAAAGACAAUGUUCAACAAGUUUACUUGAGUACAAUGAACUUACAAGAGGCUGCUGAUGGACAUAUCGCAAUCACAGAAAAGAAAUCGGUCAAGGAUGAUAUUCUACAAGCUCUUCGAGCCUUGUUGGAUAGAACUCUUCUUGCUUCUCCAUCAUUUUUAACUUUGGCAUUUUCUGGAACAUUGACACUUUCAUGCUUCUAUGUGCCUUUCAUUUAUUUGGGAAAUCAAAUGGAUAAAGUGAGUUAUUUGUUAAUUUUUGAAAAAAAAACGAUAAAAUUUUUAGAUCGAGGGCCUUACUGCAAUGGAAAAAUCACUCCCGCUUUCAAUUAUUGGAGUUCUCAACAUUUUAGCUCGUAUUGCUUGUGGUUAUAUCGCUGAUAGACCUCAAGUCUCAGCUCUUCUUGUUAACAAUAUUGCUUUGUUUUUGGCUGGAAUUGCUACUUUGACUGUACCUUUUUAUACUGAAUAUUGGCAUUUUAUUGCGUUUACUAUUCCAUUUUCCGUUGGAGUUGGUAAGUUUUAGAAAGUUUUUGAGAAUUCACAAAUGUAAUUUCAAACGUUGAUUUUGAUAAUAUCUGGUUGAAUUUCGCAGUUUGAAACAGUUAUAAAGUUAGCUAAAGUAAUUCAAUUCUUUCAAAGCCUUUCCACAGAAAUUUUCACUUUUUCAUAAAUCAAUCUGUUAAUUUGAAAAAAAAAUUUCAAGGAAAACUCAUCUAUAAAACCACUUUCCAGCCUGUUUCGCCGCUCUCCGUUCCGUCAUUUGCCUCGAACUCGUCGGCCUCGAAAAAUUGAGCAACGCUUUCGGAAUUCUCCUCACCUUCAUGGGAAUUGGCGCAACUGUUGGAUCACCAAUCGCCGCCGCUCUUAAAGACUACACUGGAAACUUUGACACCUCUUUUUACAUUAUGGGUGGUCUUAUGGCACUUUCGGGUUUAAUCUGCUUCCCACUACCACAAAUUCGUCAAUGGGAACAAAAUCGGUGAGUUUGUUUCUAUUUCAACAUUUAAUGAAGAAAAAAUAAUUUAACAUAGAAAUAAAAAUGAAAACGAAAAAAAUUAAGGUCUCAAAAAACCGACGCAAAAUCCGAUGUAGAACUUCAAGGUCUUACCGACAAUGCCUAA